Messenger RNA from Octopus sinensis (East Asian common octopus), 3586 nucleotides. Its product is annotated as transcription elongation factor SPT5. Gene Ontology annotation, molecular function: mRNA binding; protein binding. Bases 28 to 3396 code for a protein of 1122 amino acids. The record is from RefSeq and is a predicted model, not a curated record. Gene Ontology annotation, cellular component: DSIF complex. Gene Ontology annotation, biological process: transcription elongation-coupled chromatin remodeling; regulation of transcription by RNA polymerase II; regulation of DNA-templated transcription elongation. Lineage: Eukaryota; Metazoa; Mollusca; Cephalopoda; Octopoda; Octopodidae. The transcript has 28 exons.
CCAUCCUCAAAAUGAAAUGAUGCUGGAAUGGAGUGUUUUCAAAACCUUUGUAUUGGAUCACGAGAUGGUAAUAACUCCUACACUUCAGUGUCUCCAUAUUCGAACUUGGAUCGAAUCGCUGACUGCAUCGCUCGAGAUUGCAUUUUAUUGACUAUGUCUGAUAGCGAUGAAAGCAACUUAUCUGACGCUCAGAGCGAGCAGAGCGCUGCAGAAGAUGAGCAGACAAAUGAAACUGCAGAAGCGGCGUCAGAAGGCGAAGAUGGAGAAAUAGAGGAACCUGAUGAAGCAGAGGAUGGAGAGGAAGCUGAAGAAGCUGAGGAAGCUGGGAGUGAUGAAGAGGAUGAUGAAGCAGAUGAAGGGGAAGAUGCUUUAAUUAAAGACGCUGAAGAUCUAGCGGAUGAAGAUGAGGAUGGUUACGAUGAUGAAGAGUUUGAUGAAGAAGAAAGUCGAAAGAAGCGUAAAAAAUCCCAUCUUAGUAGUUUCAUUUUGGAUGAAGCUGAUGUUGAUGAAGACGGUGAGGAAUCCGAAGAGGAAUGGGAGGAAGGUGCCGAAGACAUUAUUGACCGUAAAUCUGUUCAUGAAGGACCAAGUGCACGUGACAUUGAAGGCAAAAGGCGUUUGGAACAAAUUUGGAACAGUGAAAAAGAAGAUGAAAUUGAGGAAUAUUACCGACAGAAAUAUGGAGAAUCAACUGUCACAGAACGUUUUGGAGAAGGUGAAGAAAUGUCAGAUGAAAUUACACAACAAGGUUUGCUACCUGGAGUAAAAGACCCUAACAUGUGGGUGGUGAAAUGUCGAAUGGGAGAGGAAAAGGCCACGGUUGUGUUGCUGAUGAGAAAAUUUAUCACUUAUCAGUUCACAGACGAACCUUUACAAAUAAAGUCAGUAAUUGCCAAAGAAGGUUUGAAGGGCUACAUAUAUGUUGAAGCAUUUAAACAGACCCACGUUAAACAAGCAAUUGAAGGAGUCGGCAACUUGAGGAUGGGAAGAUACAAACAGCAGAUGGUGCCCAUCAAAGAAAUGACAGAUGUAUUAAAGGUUGUCAAAGAAACAACAAAUUUGAAGCCUAAAUCAUGGGUUCGUCUUAAAAGAGGUAUUUACCAAGAUGAUUUGGCUCAGGUAGAUUACGUGGAACCUUCUCAGAACAUUGUACAUUUGAAACUCAUACCGCGUAUUGAUUAUACACGCUACCGUGGUCUAAUGAAGAGUUCAAAUCCUCCCCAACAAGAGGCAGAUAAGAAGAAACGCAAACGAAAACCUCCUCCCAAACUCUUUGAUCUUGAUGCCAUCAGGGCUAUUGGAGGAGAAGUCACUGCAGAUGGAGAUUUUCUCAUCUUUGAAGGCAACCGUUACAACAGAAAAGGAUUCUUGUUCAAAAGUUUUGUCAUGUCUGCCAUUAUUGCUGAUGGCGUCAAACCAACACUGACUGAACUGGAGAAGUUUGAAAAUACACCAGAAGGAAUUGACAUGGAGUUGAUUCCGGAAAGGACCAGCUUCACAGAAGUGACACAUAAUCUUAUUCCUGGAGAUAUGGUGGAAGUCUGUGAAGGAGAAUUGAUAUAUCUGCAAGGAAAAGUGAUUUCUGUUGAUGGCAAUAAAAUUACAAUAAUGCCGAAACAUGUUGAUCUAAAGGAUCCUCUAGAGUUUCAAGCACACGAACUUCGCAAACAUUUCAAAAUGGGGGACCACGUGAAGGUGAUUGGUGGACGUUACGAGAACGAUACUGGAUUAAUUGUUAGAGUUGAAGAAAAUAUGGUUGUUUUAUUUUCGGAUUUGACCAUGCAUGAGUUGAAAGUUUUACCAGAGUAUCUUCAACUUUGUACUGAUAUGGCCACAGGAGUUGACACUCUUGGACAAUUUCAGUUUGGUGAUCUUGUACAGCUAGAUCCACAGAAAGUUGGUGUGAUUGUCCGUCUUGAAAAAGAGAAUUUUCAAGUGCUAAGUAUGUUUGAUAAGGUGCUGAAUGUGAAACCACAGUCAGUAACCAGGAAGCGAGACACCCGUAAUGCAGUGGCAUUAGAUUCCGAAUCUAAUAAUAUUCAUGUUAAGGAUAUCGUUAAAGUUAUUGAUGGUUCACAUUUAGGUACGCAAGGAGAAAUAAAGCAUCUUUACAGAAGUUUUGCUUUCUUAAUGUCUCGAAUGAUGACGGACAAUGGUGGAUAUUUCGUUUGUCGGACCCGGCAUUUAACCCUUGCCGGUGGCUCAAGGCGUAGCAAUUCAAGCCUGAAUACCCUGGGAGCAUUGCCUCCCAUGUCACCCCACCUUUCUAGUCCAUCUCAUCCUGGUGGAGCGCCAUCAGCGACACCGCCUCAAGGGCGAGGUAAUGGGCGUGGAUCAUUCAUGAGGAGAGAUCGUGAACUCAUUGGCGAAACUGUUCGCAUUAUCCAAGGACCUUUCAAAGGUUACAUUGGUAUAGUGAAGGAUGCCACAGAGUCAACCGCACGUGUUGAGCUUCAUGCCUCAUGUAAAACUAUUUCGGUCGACAAAUCACGUCUCAAUUGUGUCCGGGGCAGAAAAGUUGGUUCUGGAAGCUCCUCCUAUGGACGUACUCCAAUGUACGCCUCCCGAACUCCAUCCUAUGGUGAUGGCAGCCGUACACCGCACUAUGGUGCCCAGACACCCCUUCAUGAAGGCAGUCGAACUCCUAUCAGUGGUGGAGCCAGUGCUUGGGAUCCAGCUAACCCUAACACUCCUUCGAGGACAAACGAUUUUGAGUACCCGUUUGAAGAUUCUGCGUCCCCCGGGGAUUAUGUUGCUGUGAGUACUCCUGCGACACCUGCUUACAAUGCUGAUACACCAAGUCCAAUGGGACCAUUUACUCCUCAGACACCAGGGACAUAUUCCCCUUAUCAAGGGACACCUUCACCCUCCGGUUAUCAAGCGACACCAAGCCCUGCUGGUUACGUCGGAACCCCAAGUCCUUCUGGCUACCAAACCUCUCCGUCACCUGGCGGUUAUGUAGCUACACCCUCUCCUUCACCAUCAACUUACAGCCCAAUGACUCCUGUGGCACCUUAUACACCACAAACACCUGGAGCAGCCAUUGACCAAACAAUGAGUGACUGGCAUAUCCCAGACAUUGAGGUUCGAGUGAAGGACAUCCAUGAUAACGUUGGCCUCAUUCACCAGACAGGAAUAAUUCGUAAUGUCAUUAGUGGAAUGUGUAACAUUUAUAUUCAAGAAGAAGAUCGUGUUGUCACAGUGACUGGAGCCCAUUUAGAACCUGUCCAGCCCAAAGUUAACGACAAAGCCAAAGUAAUAUGUGGAGAAGACCGGGAGUUAACCGGGACAGUAAUCAGUAUCGACGGAGAUGAUGGCAUGUUGAAGUUCGGUUCAGAGAUCAAGAUUUUCCCCAUUCGCUUCCUAUGCCGUGUUCCAACAUCAAAAACCAAAUAAAGCUCUUCCCAUCACCUGGAAUAUUUGAUGUAUCUGGUGAUACAUCUGAACAUCUAAUCUCUCUCUCUGUUAGAAAGUUUUCUGAACGUCUUUGCUUCCCUUUCUUAUCAGAGAUGUUCCUAGCUAUGUUCCAUCAUGUCAAAGCUAAUCUGCACUUACAUUUUUUUAAAGUAAAACAUUCUCAAAAUCA